This is a messenger RNA of Prosopis cineraria, 1105 nucleotides long. Its product is annotated as polygalacturonase At1g48100-like. The record is from RefSeq and is a predicted model, not a curated record. Gene Ontology annotation, molecular function: polygalacturonase activity. NCBI's taxonomy places the organism in Eukaryota, Viridiplantae, Streptophyta, Magnoliopsida, Fabales, Fabaceae. Gene Ontology annotation, biological process: carbohydrate metabolic process. Bases 75 to 851 code for a protein of 258 amino acids. The transcript is spliced from 5 exons.
CUCACCAUCACAAAGGAAAAAGUGGAACAAAAGAUCACGGUCCAUGUGAUAGCCCAGUUGCCAUCAGAUUCUUCAUGAGCACCAAUUUAACAGUGCAGGGAGUUAAAGUCAUGAACAGCCCUCAAUUCCAUUUUAGGUUUGAUGGCUGCCAAGACGUCCAUGUGGAAAAGCUUGUCAUAAAAUCCCCUGCUUCAAGUCCGAACACAGAUGGAAUUCACAUUGAGAAGACAAAUAAUGUCCAAAUUUGUAAUUCACUUAUCUCCAAUGGUGAUGACUGUGUGUCAAUUGGAGCUGGUUGUUACAAUGUGGACAUAAAGAAUAUAACGUGCGGUCCAAGUCAUGGGAUAAGCAUUGGUAGCCUUGGAAAUCACAAUUCCAGAGCUUGUGUGUCCAACGUAAAGGUGACAGAAUCAGUGAUAAAGCACUCAGAUAAUGGGGUUCGGAUAAAGACAUGGCAGGGUGGAGCAGGAACAGUGUCCAAAGUAACGUUCAGUAACAUUUACAUGGACACUGUUCGAAAUCCAAUCAUCAUAGACCAAUACUACUGUCUCUCCAAGGACUGUAUCAACCAGACAUCUGCUGUUUUGGUUUCCAAUGUUUCCUACUUGAACAUCAAAGGUACUUAUGAUGUGAGGAGCCCUCCGAUGCGUUUCGCCUGCAGCGAUUCUGUUCCAUGCACAAACCUCACCCUAUCAGAAGUAGAGCUUCUUCCUGCACAAGGCCAUUUUCUGGCCAACCCAUUUUGCUGGAAUGCCUAUGGAACUAUGCAGACACUUACUGUCCCACCAGUUCUAUGUCUUUUAGAGGGAAAUCCACUCACUUUACCUCAAGUUGAUGCUGUAGGGUGUUAGACAGGAAUGGUUAAUUAAAUGUUGUUAUAACGCUGUAUUAAGGAAAAAAUGAGCCCUAGGAGGGGAAAAAUACAUCUGUAUGUAGCAAUAGCAGAACAAGAUGAGUAUAUCAAAUGAAAUCUACGAAACAGAAUUAAGUAGUAAAAAGAAAAAGGCCUUCUUGUCCAGCUUACCAAUUCAUCUUAAUUUCAGUGCUGCACUGUUACUAAAGUGCUAUGCGUGACCUAUAUCGAUAACAUGUCAAAGGCAAAAAG